Messenger RNA from Polyodon spathula (Mississippi paddlefish), 4119 nucleotides. RefSeq names its product transmembrane protein 260 (gene tmem260). NCBI's taxonomy places the organism in Eukaryota, Metazoa, Chordata, Actinopteri, Acipenseriformes, Polyodontidae. The transcript has 16 exons. The coding region runs from base 1028 to 3889 and encodes 953 amino acids. The record is from RefSeq and is a predicted model, not a curated record.
GCCAGUCCCGGAAGUGGAAUUGAUGUAUUUUCUCGCCGUGUUUCCUAACAGGUUUGCGCAGUUAUUCAGCUGCGCUGCAGUGAACAUGAUCAAUAGAAAUAACGAGAUCAAUCGAAAUAACGAGAUCAAUCCAAACCGCGAUCAAUCGAAAUAACGAGAUCAAUCCAAACCGCGAUCAAUCGAAAUAACGAGAUCAAUCCAAACCGCGAUCAAUCGAAAUAACGAGAUCAAUCCAAACCGCGAUCAAUCGAAAUAACGAGAUCAAUCCAAACCGCGAUCAAUCGAAAUAACGAGAUCAAUCGAAAUAACGAGAUCAAUCCAAACCGCGAUCAAUCGAAAUAACGAGAUCAAUCCAAACCGCGAUCAAUCGAAAUAACGAGAUCAAUCCAAACCGCGAUCAAUCGAAAUAACGAGAUCAAUCCAAACCGCGAUCAAUCGAAAUAACGAGAUCAAUCGAAAUAACGAGAUCAAUCCAAACCGCGAUCAAUCGAAAUAACGAGAUCAAUCCAAACCGCGAUCAAUCGAAAUAACGAGAUCAAUCCAAACCGCGAUCAAUCGAAAUAACGAGAUCAAUCCAAACCGCGAUCAAUCGAAAUAACGAGAUCAAUCGAAAUAACGAGAUCAAUCCAAACCGCGAUCAAUCGAAAUAACGAGAUCAAUCCAAACCGCGAUCAAUCGAAAUAACGAGAUCAAUCCAAACCGCGAUCAAUCGAAAUAACGAGAUCAAUCCAAACCGCGAUCAGUCUCAUCGUGCAUCGCUAGAACUGUGUUUCAGAUAGCGAGCGCUAACACCUUACUGCUCGGGGUCUGUAUUCCUCCAGAGAGCCCCCAGCUGCACCUGCAGGAGUCGCCUGUACAGCAAGUAACACUACGAGUGUUUCAUUACAAAAUACAAUGCAACUACACUUAUAGGGUGUGAGUUACGGCAUUGUUUGCGCAGAACCACCACCUUCUAUAUAUAACAUUUAGAGUAUAGUAAUUGGACUUUACCAGCUGGCUGCCUGGCUCCGUCCUCUUCGCUGUUGCAAUGAGCAGUGGCACAGCGGCGGCGGCGGGGGGCUCAAGGGAUGCUUGGCUGUUCACCUGCGCUUCUUUCGCCUGCAUCACGGCGCUUUACCUGCCCGGGGUGCAGCGAUCCGUGGCGGGCGGAGACUCAGGAGAGCUGAUCACUGCUGCCUGCGAGCUUGGGGUUGCGCACCCCCCUGGGUACCCCCUCUUCACUCUCCUCGCUCGUCUGGCUCUGGAUCUGCUUCCCUUCGGACCGCCGGCCUACCGCGUGAACCUUCUGAACGGGCUGCUGGGGGCGGUAGCGAGCGCCUCGCUGUGCUUCACUGUCUGCAGGCUCUCAGGCAGUGUAGUAGCCGGUAUCUUUGCUGCUGGUAGUUUCGCAGUGUCUCGGCUGGCUUGGCAGUGGUCGAUGGCCGCUGAGGUCUUCUCUCUGAACAACGUGUUCAUCGGGCUGCUCCUGUCCCUCAGUGCCUGCUUCCACACCGCGGGCUCAGCCCAGCAGAGAGACAAGUUUGGUUGCUGGGGAGCGCUGUGCUGUGGUCUCAGUCUGUGUAAUCAGCACACCGUGCUCCUGUAUGUGCUCUGCAUCGCCCCCUGGGUGCUGGGAGGACUCAGGACUCACAAGGAACUCUCUUUGCCUAUGGUGGGGCGGCUGGGGACUUGUUUUCUGGUCGGUUUCCUGCCCUACCUUUACCUGCCACUCUCCUCCUUCCUGAACCGAGCACGCUGGAGCUGGGGGGACCAGAGCAGCCUGGGGGGGCUCCUGACGCACCUACUCCGGAUCGAGUACGGGACCUUCAGCCUGGCCAAAUCGGAGACUGGGACAGGGAUGGCUCUAAUGCUGAGAGCCCAGCUGACUCACUGCCUGUCGGACCUCUCCGCUCCAGUUCUGGUUCUGUCUGGGGCCGCCCUGCUUCUGAACCCCUUAAACAGGAGUCGUGGCUCCUCCAGGCUGGUCUGGCUGUUGGCUGCGAUGGUGACCCUGUACUCUCUGUUCUUCGCGUGGAGAGCGAACCUGGAUAUCAGUAAGCCCCUGUUCCUGAGAGUGGUGGAGCGGUUCUGGGUGCAGGGCGACGCAGUGCUGUGUGUGCUGGCUGGACUGGGUCUGUCCUCGCUGUGCUGUGAACUGGACAGACGGUUGGGCAGAGGGGGUGUGUGGAGGGCAGCGGGCUGGAUCUUCACGGCAGGAUUCAUCGCCAGCCAGGCUCACCGCCACUCCAGGCUGCUGGAUCAGAGUGAGAACUUCGUUGUGGACAGGUUUGCCCGGAACAUUCUGAACUCCAUUCCCAAUGGAUCCAUCGUCCUGACGAGAGGGGACCUGCCGGGGAACUCUCUGCGCUACCUGCACUACUGUGAGGAGCUGAGAGGGGACCUGAGCCUAGUGGAGCAGGAGGUGAGUCUGUACCUGCACUACUGUGAGGAGCUGAGAGGGGACCUGAGCCUAGUGGAGCAGGAGGUGAGUCUGUACCUGCACUACUGUGAGGAGCUGAGAGGGGACCUGAGCCUAGUGGAGCAGGAGGUGAGUCUGUACCUGCACUACUGUGAGGAGCUGAGAGGGGACCUGAGCCUAGUGGAGCAGGAGGUGAGUCUGUACCUGCACUACUGUGAGGAGCUGAGAGGGGACCUGAGCCUAGUGGAGCAGGAGGUGAGUCUGUACCUGCACUACUGUGAGGAGCUGAGAGGGGACCUGAGCCUAGUGGAGCAGGAGGUGAGUCUGUACCUGCACUACUGUGAGGAGCUGAGAGGGGACCUGAGCCUAGUGGAGCAGGAGGUGAGUCUGUACCUGCACUACUGUGAGGAGCUGAGAGGGGACCUGAGCCUAGUGGAGCAGGAGGUGAGUCUGUACCUGCACUACUGUGAGGAGCUGAGAGGGGACCUGAGCCUAGUGGAGCAGGAGGUGAGUCUGUACCUGCACUACUGUGAGGAGCUGAGAGGGGACCUGAGCCUAGUGGAGCAGGAGGUGAGUCUGUACCUGCACUACUGUGAGGAGCUGAGAGGGGACCUGAGCCUAGUGGAGCAGGAGGUGAGUCUGUACCUGCACUACUGUGAGGAGCUGAGAGGGGACCUGAGCCUAGUGGAGCAGGAGGUGAGUCUGUACCUGCACUACUGUGAGGAGCUGAGAGGGGACCUGAGCCUAGUGGAGCAGGAGAUGAUGACCUAUGAUUGGUACGUUUCCAAGCUGGGCCGGCACCUCCCUGGAGUCCGGUUCCCAGGGAGGCUGUGGGACCCAGUGCUGUCGGACCAAACCUUCAACCUGCAGAGGUUCCUGUCUGAGAACGCAGGGAGGGAGGUCUUCGCUUGCAUCGGGCUGCCUGAGGGGGACCGGUCCUGGGAGAGGGGCUUCUCUCUGUGGCCCUGGGGGGUCUGUGAGAAGCUGGUCCCCUCUGGAACCCCCUUCUACCCUGCGGAGUGGGUCAGACUGACCCAGAAUAUGUACAACUGGACUGAGCCUUACAACAGCUUCCAGCCAGGAUCCUGGGAGGAGGUAGCCAAUGAAGAAAUGUGGCAGUCCAGGAUGAAGACUGCGUUCUUCCUGUUUGACCUGGCGGAGAAGCAGAGCGGCAGUGCGGAGGUACAGGUGCAGCUCUACCAGCUCUCUUACACUGUCUACCAGGAGCUGGUGGGCAGGGAGGGAGAGGUGGAGGGGGAGAGGCAUCCUGCGAACUGGCACAAGAACCUGGCUCUGGCAAGCGAGAGGCUGCUGCGCGCAGGCGGGGGGGGCGUGGACUCUGAGCGGCUCCUCUCCUCCAGCCAGCUCCACUUCAGCCUGUACUUGCAGAGGGAGCCAGGAGACCCCCAGGCUGAGGCCAUCCGCCAGGCCGUGCAGCAACUGGCCAAGGAGAGAGAGAGGCUUCAGCAGCAGCAGACCAGAGGACACUGAGACACGAGGCACCAAGGAGUUCCUCCCGUCCAUCAGUUCAGUGUUCUUAUGCACUGCUGGGGUUACCCCUUCCUUUACUGUUCGUCUGUUAGUUACUUAGUUAGUUAGUUAUUUGUUGCCAUUGACAGUUCUGUUCUGUUGCCAAAAAAUGUGCCUCUCCGUUCAAGACUUCGGAGUUAAACCUUGAUCGAUUCUGCGUUUUAUAACUGAAUAAAUGAGAUGCUCACAGA